AAAUGUGCAUCCUUAGACAAAUUGACAGCUGCUUCUAGGUUAUGUUUGAAUACAUAAAUGUUUUGUGAAAAUAGAAAUAAUGUCCUUUUUAUCUUACGCUUCUAUAAUUCUGAGAAAAAAUGUGAUAACUAUAUAUCCUUUUUGCCGUAGUAUCUUUACUAAUAAAGUGAGAAAUGUAGUUUCAAAUUCAGUAACAACUAAAACUAUUCACGAUGUGAACACGAAUGUUGUAAAGGAUGUCAUUCUAUUUAAGUAUGAAAAUCCAAAGUUUUACAUGUAUAUGAAUGUUUUUGCUUUAGUGCAAUAUAUGUUUUGGACAUAUUUAGGAUUGUUCGCAUUUUCAACAUUACGUGACGCUCCUGUUGACAAAUCCAAAAUUACAGAUGAUACCCCUUGGUUUAGAAGAAUAAAUCUCGGCGAAAAUAAGUAUAGAAAUGCAUUAGGAUCGAUUGCAGUUCUCAUUGGUACAGGAUCACUAAUAAUGAUUUGGAUGUACACAUUAAAGUCAGUGCGCUUCUUGAUUCUUCACAAAGGUGGCAAACAUUUAUCAUUUGUCACAUACACUCCUUUCGGCAAGAACCGCAUCAUGAAAGUGCCUGUUGAAAAUAUUUGUUGUAAAGAAAACAGGGCUAAUGCAAGGGUACAGUUGCCACUCAAGGUGAAGAAUACAUGGAUGCAUUAUAUGCUAGAUAUGAGGGGAGAGUUUAAGAAUCCAUUGCUUUUUGACUGCACUGCUGGGUUGGCUAGGAAAUGGUAAAAGUAUUCAUCGUAAACCUGGAUUAUGUUAUUCAAAAGCGCUACAUUAUCAUGUACAUUACUAGCACAUCUAUGAAUCAAUGAACAUAAUAAUAUGACAGUUCAACAAUGUUCAAGCAUUUUUUGUUAUAUAGUUGAAAAAAUAAGAAAUAUACUAAUAUUUCUUAAAUAUAUAAAUAAACUUGUAAAUAAUGUUUAUUAUUUUUGUUUUAAUCUGGUUCUUAUUUAUUCUAAUAAUUCUCUAAAACAUACUAAUAAAGUAUUGUGGAAGAUUCUUUCAGAUAAUCAGUUAUAUUUGAAAGGGUAAAAUGAAAUACAAUUAUGAUUUAUCAGAAAAAAAACUUAUUUUUAAUUAGUGUAACAGAAAUUAUGUUGGACACUCAACACAAAAUAAACAUGAAAUACAAAUGAUAACAAAAAAUAAACCUUCUCUAUUUACAAUAUAUUGAUUUAAUAUUAAUGUCAAAUGCCAAGUGACAUACAGAAUGUCUUAUAUUUAAUACACAGUCUGUAAAUAAUAUGUAGUUAAGUACCAAACAAUAUAGUAAAUUUAAGUAUCCACAAACAUCUACAUAUAUUUAAAAUAAUAAUGUCUAUAGCUAAUGUUUAUCAAGAAAUUUACUCAAGACAAUUCUGUAUUCCCUCCUGCAAGUAACAUCAAAGUCAGUUACACUGUUUAAUGACAAAAAUAUGAUUCAAAUUUGCACAAUCAACUUAUAUAGAGAAACAUUAAAUAGGUAGGUCUCUUAUUUAAUCUAAUCACCUACUAAAUUUUUAAGUCUACAAAUGCUUGAACUAGCUUGCUACGACAAGCUAAAGAGGGCCUUAGGUAUCAGUUCAGGAAAAACAAGUCCAGUCUUUGUGUCUUUGAUAUGUUCCUGUAAACAUCUGCAGUGAAUGUGGACUACAUGAACGGCCCUCAAUCAUUAAGUACAUUAUUAUAGAUCUUAUUUACAUUAUACAUUAAUAUUUAUAUGCUAUUAAUAAAUUACUAUUUAAGGCUUUGUGUAUAGACACUGAAGUGUGUGCUAUAUAUAACAUUGGUUUUACUAUUGUUCUUUAACGCAGGCCUUCACACUUCAAAUGACAACUUAUAUGCCUUUGAUCUGCAUUGCAGUUAUUUAUUUCUCACUUAAUGCCAAUCAGUAUUAUGAAUUACACAUAUUUUAAAUAAGUAAAGAAAAUCGCGCUUUGCGCAUUUUACUAUUUUACAAAAAUAUAAUAAUAUACAUAUUUAAUUUUUAAUUAAAAUUAUUAAAAACUGGAGACCAACUUACCUAGCAAAUUUUGUUAAGAUUGUAAGCGAAUCCCAUUUUUACAGCAUUAGUUUUAAGCAUUUAUCACUCUAAUUCAUGCUCUUUCGUUGUUAGCGUUUUUCGAAUUAAAGUUUUUUUUUUCGAAAGUAACAUAAAUAUUGGCACCCACACAUUAUCAUCCAUCAGUCUCAUACCAUAUAUCAGUACGAAAUGUUAAAAUUAUUUUAAAACAUUUAAUAUUUUUCGUUACCUAAUAUUUUUUUCUCUAAAAAUGUUAAUCAAAACUCACUAUAACUAGUGCUAGCCAAGAUUUUCCAAUGACAUUCACAUAAAUUAUAAAUAUCUAAUUUCACAUUUUCCACUUAUUAUGUUACGUCAAGUUUCAUUCUUUACAUACGCGUCAUUAAAUUUAUAAAUUCUUACUGUAUUUAAUUACUACCAAUUUUCUCUAAGAUUUUCAUUAUAGAGAUUUAAGUUUUAGUUUAUUAAGUUACUAAGUGUGUAUUUGGUAAUAUCUAGUCAAAAUAAACUUUUUGAAAUGGCUUUAACAUAAUACAUAACUACUAUUAUUCUGAUAUAAUUGUUUCGA
Messenger RNA from Diatraea saccharalis (sugarcane borer), 2601 nucleotides. NCBI's taxonomy places the organism in Eukaryota, Metazoa, Arthropoda, Insecta, Lepidoptera, Crambidae. The record is from the annotation of a GenBank genome assembly.